Molecule: messenger RNA, 5526 nt
Organism: Dipodomys ordii (Ord's kangaroo rat)
Lineage: Eukaryota; Metazoa; Chordata; Mammalia; Rodentia; Heteromyidae
Gene: Tmcc1
Product: transmembrane and coiled-coil domain family 1
Exons: 4
Coding region: 128-2086 (652 amino acids)
Biological process (GO): endosomal transport; membrane fission; endosome fission
Cellular component (GO): endomembrane system
Source: RefSeq, a predicted model, not a curated record
AUAGGCAUGAAGCCACCGUCUUACAGCUGCAUGCAUGUCACUGUUGAAGCAAAUGCCUACCUAAUUUGACAGUCUUGGUGUGCUUAAAGUUUUUUUGAGUUUGCAAAUAAGCAUAUUAAGUCUACUGAUGGAGCCUUCAGGCAGUGAACAGUUAUAUGAGGACCCUGAUCCUGGAGGCAGAUCCCAAGAUGCAGAGGCCAGAAAGCAAACAGAAUCAGAACAAAAGUUAUCUAAAAUGACCCACAAUGCUUUGGAGAACAUUAAUGUGAUUGGCCAAGGCUUGAAGCAUCUCUUCCAACACCAGCGCAGGAGGUCAUCAGUGUCGCCACACGAUGUGCAGCAAAUUCAGACAGAUCCAGAACCUGAAAUAGAUCUGGAAAGCCAGAACUCAUGUGCUGAGAUUGAUGGUGUCCCCACCCACCCCACAGCUCUGAAUCGUGUUCUACAGCAGAUCCGAGUGCCCCCCAAGAUGAAGAGAGGGACAAGCUUGCAUAGUAGGCGGGGUAAGCCAGAAGCCCCAAAGGGAAGUCCCCAGAUCAACAGGAAAUCUGGCCAGGAGAUGGCAGCUGUUGUACAGACAGGCCGACCCAGGUCUUCAUCGACAACUGAUGCUCCCACCAGCUCAGCUAUGAUGGAAAUAGCUUGUGCUGCUGCUGCUGCUGCUGCAUGUCUACCAGGAGAGGAGGCAACUACAGAACGGAUCGAACGGUUGGAAGUAAGCAGCCUCGCUCAGACUUCCAGUGCAGUGGCCUCUAGCACUGAUGGCAGCAUCCACACAGAGUCUGCGGAUGGAAUACCAGACCCUCAACGCACAAAGGCUGCCAUUGCUCACCUGCAGCAGAAAAUUCUAAAGCUUACAGAACAGAUCAAGAUUGCACAGACAGCCCGGGACGACAAUGUUGCUGAGUAUUUGAAGCUUGCCAACAGUGCAGACAAGCAGCAGGCUGCCCGCAUUAAACAGGUCUUUGAGAAGAAGAACCAGAAAUCUGCCCAAACCAUUCUCCAGCUACAAAAGAAGCUUGAGCACUACCAUCGGAAGCUUCGAGAGGUAGAGCAGAAUGGGAUCCCCCGGCAGCCAAAGGAUGUCUUCAGGGACAUGCACCAGGGUCUGAAAGAUGUGGGAGCCAAGGUGACGGGCUUCAGUGAAGGUGUGGUGGACAGUGUCAAAGGUGGAUUCUCCAGCUUUUCCCAGGCCACCCAUUCAGCAGCAGGAGCUGUGGUCUCUAAACCCAGAGAGAUCGCCUCGUUAAUUCGGAACAAAUUUGGCAGUGCAGACAACAUCCCUAACCUAAAGGACUCUUUGGAAGAGGGGCAAGUAGAUGAUGCGGGGAAGGCUUUGGGAGUGAUUUCGAACUUUCAGUCAAGCCCAAAAUAUGGUAGUGAGGAAGAUUGUUCUAGUGCUACUUCAGGUUCUGUGGGAGCCAACAGCACCACUGGGGGCAUCGGUGUAGGAGCAUCCAGCUCCAAAACAAACACCCUAGACAUGCAGAGCUCAGGAUUUGAUGCACUUCUACAUGAGAUCCAAGAGAUCAGGGAGACCCAGGCCAGACUGGAGGAAUCCUUUGAGACCCUCAAAGAACAUUAUCAGAGGGACUAUUCCUUAAUAAUGCAGACCUUACAGGAGGAGCGAUAUAGAUGUGAACGAUUAGAAGAACAACUAAAUGACCUUACAGAACUCCACCAGAAUGAAAUCUUGAACUUAAAGCAGGAAUUGGCCAGCAUGGAAGAGAAAAUUGCAUAUCAGUCCUAUGAACGGGCCCGGGACAUCCAGGAGGCCCUGGAGGCCUGCCAGACUCGCAUCUCCAAGAUGGAGCUGCAGCAGCAGCAGCAGCAGGUGGUGCAGCUGGAAGGGCUGGAGAAUGCCACUGCCCGGAACCUUCUGGGCAAACUCAUCAACAUCCUCCUGGCUGUCAUGGCCGUCCUUCUGGUCUUCGUGUCAACAGUAGCCAACUGCGUGGUUCCCCUCAUGAAGACUCGCAACAGGACGUUCAGCACUUUAUUCCUUGUGGUUUUUGUUGCCUUUCUCUGGAAGCACUGGGACGCGCUCUUCAGCUAUGUGGACAGGUUCUUCUCGCCCCCCAGAUGAUGGUGCAGAAAGCAGCUCCCACCUCUGGCAGUGUGUGCAGUAAGUUAGACAGCACACCCACUCUGACGCUUUCCACAACAACAAGAGAGUUGAGUGAAUCUGUUUACAUUUAGAAUAAUGUUUUUUUUUUUCUUCAAGAGACGCAAUUGCAAUAGUAUUUUUUAGAUUUUAUCCAAGAAGUUUUUUGGGCGAAAAUCUUGGGUCAUUUUUAUGUAGCAUGAUUUUCCUUGGGAUGCAAAUCUUAAACAGUCCUUUAACAUGACCCAAUAAUCUGGAGCACACUGAAGGGCAUUCUACCCUGGGGCUUGAAGGACUGCACUCAAACCCACUCAGAGGGUGAAAGACCUGACCAGGGCACUCCCUUGACACCUGAGCAGCCCUGUCUGGGCUCUCCACCUCUCCUGGCCCCAGAUUAACUCUACUGUGAAGUCCUGCCACAUUCCAACACGUGGGUUUCGCGGCUUUCUCACCCAACAUGGCCGUUCAUGCUAUCGCUGGAAUGUGACCGUCUGAGCCUGGCUCCUCAGCUCUGCCAGGACAUAGAAGGUUCUCUGCGCAGUCCACGGCAGUAUGUGAAGUAGCCCUCUACAUCCUUAAUUUUGAGCAAAUCCCCUCGGCCGCACUUUUAAGGUUUUGGUUUUUUGGUGUUUUUUAUUUUGUAUGUGUGUAUAGUUACCAACUUAAAAAUAAAAAAUCCGAACAGCAUACUUGAAGAAUGUAAUACUCAAACUCUCAGUGCUUCCUUAUGGUUUCUAAUAGGAUUUUUUAUUAUUGUUGUUAUUAUUAUUGGGUUUUUUUUUUUGGAAAGGGUUGGGAGGAUCUUUUAUUUUUCCUUUGAAAUAAAGAAGUGAUGUUUUUAAAUGAGGAUGUGUGGAUAUUUAAACCUGCUGCUCCCUCCUGGACCCUUUGAGUGAGAUACUGGAAACGCUGCCCUCUGCUGCCUUUGUUUUGAGAUGCAGCUUAAAUUCUCUGCCCUGGCUGCUGCUGCUUUCUGUGUCCUCCACCCCUCUACCACCCCUUCAUGGGCUUGGCUUGGUUGGAGAGCCAAGGGGUUUGCAGGGAAGAAGGGACAGUUUCUCCACAUACAGCAUGGCAGGACUGGUAUUUUUGCCCCAAGAAAAAUGUCCACCCAGUGACAUUGGACUGGGUUUGUCUUUAGGAAACAUUGAGACUAUCAGAGUCAUAAAUAAUUUCUUGUGUUUCUUUAAUUUAUUGUUUAGCAUUCCCUAAUUACUGAAACCAAAGUGAUGUGGAAUCUUCAGUCUGCAUUUGGCCCCAACACCCUAACCUAACAAAGCUUUAUCUGCUGCCUAAGAGAAUCCACCGCUCUGAUUCUCCUAACUAGCAGAACAGGAAAUGUCAGGUUGGAAGGACCCUACCUGUGUUGGGUACAAAGUAUCAGUAGCUUCCUGUCAAUCUGGAAGGACUUCCCUAACUGCCUGGUGGACUUUGUGUAGAGAGUGUAGAGAGAUGAACUAGUGCCCCCAGCCCAUCCCACCAUCCUGGUGGAACUUUUUUAAAACUUCCCUCGAGAGCUUGGUUAAUGCUUUCUUACGACUUAUUGUAUUGGGUCACAAGUGCAGUUCCCUGGUGGCCUUGUUCUGUGCAGCCAGGUGGGGCUUAGGGGUCAGGAGCAGUGCCCUGGUCCCCCACACCAGGGCCUUCUGUAGGAACUAGCCUGGCAUUGCCCUGUCAGUUGGAAAGGGUGGCUGACUUGACAGCGCUAGCCUCCACUGGCUUUGGCGGCCAGGCCUUCUCCGGGUCAGCAUGCUGUCUCCAUAACCACUUGGAUAUUUUAACUCAGGUACCCCAGUCUCCACCCCAUCCCCAAAUCGUUGCCCUCCACCUCACAGUUAUCAUCCAGAUCAGGGACCAUAAGGGGUGAUUUUUCUUUAAGAAAAAAUAACAUUAGAACCAGUUCAUGUUCAUGCCAAAACAAAUUGUCCCCAAGCCUAUAUACUUAAAACGUUAACUUUGCCUAAAAAUAUUGCAGUGACUUUCAGCAGGAGUGCCAAAGGACACACGACCUUGUCAGACAGGCAGUUGCUGCUUUUGGUCAGUCCUUCAGUACAGAGAGAACCUCACGGGGCCGUUGGGAAAGUGCUGUAGUGUGGGCCACUGGUGUUGCUAAGAAGGAAAGAGUCUCCUGCUGCACAGAGGUGACUAAGUUUUGUAGCCACUGGCUAUCACUGUGAUAGAUCAGCUGAAGUGACUCCCCUUUGCCUUGAGACAGUUCUAUCCAAGAAAGGUUUUCACCUCUGGAAAGCCCCUGGAGCUCCAGCCAAACAGACCCACACUAACGUCCCACCUUUCUCUCUGGAACUGUCUGGAGAAGGGCCUGCAGCCCCAGCCAGGCCCUGCAUGGCUUUCUUGUUCUCUUGUCCCUGUCACUCACCAGGCCCAGCACUUUCCUUCAUCUAGUGCUCAUCAUAACAUGCUCCAGUUUCCUGCUGCCUUUGAGCUGCUUUGAAUUCUGUCUGUUCCAAACCCUUCUAUAACCUUGCUCUUGUGGUUUAACAAUUGUUCAGAAAGAAACUUGCCCUCAAUUUAAUUCUCUUUGAAGAAAAAAAAAGAUUAUGUACAUUCCCUUUCAAGUGAAGCAUUCCUUUAUUACUUGUUCAUGCUGGUCCUAGCCUGGGUGAGUGAGGCUGGCUCUGUGGGCCUGGGUGACUCUGUUCAGGUCGUAGAGUGGCUUUGUUUUACAUUGUUCUUGGUAUUCGAAGGGCUGCCUGCUCCAAUUUCAAUUCCUUGGUGUUCUCAAUGUGUCCUGGCAAGGAAGGCUUUCUGCCCCACUGGCUCCUUAAAUAUAUGCAAAAGUGUAUUCAGUUUUAUAUGUCACCUGCUGGGGUCCUCCUCCCCGUCACAGUUAGGAUCAGAACCUGAUGCCAAGAGGAACCUGGGAUCAAGCCUUCCUUGCUAGCUGUAUCCCAAUGAGAAUAUUUUCCUGUGGUCUUCACUGCAUUUGGUUUUGUUUCUGACUUGAGGGACAGUUGGAGGAAAUGCUGGAUUCCAAACAAGUACCAGUAAGGAGCUUGCCUUGCAGCUUUGGAAAGCAUCCAAAACAAAACCAAAUGAUGCAACAACAAACUCAAAUUUUGCACAGGCAAAAUCACGGGUUCCCAUACCAUCACCCUCCAUGAAACCUGCGAUUUUGAUGUGGCUCUCCAGCAUUAACAUUGCUGUCUGUGUGUUGUGUAUGCUAGGUGACACCCUCAGUAGGGACUGACUACUAGACUGUACGUGUGCUUUAUCGAAGUGUGUAAGAGUAAAAACUCACAUGCACGAAUUGAAAAGUAAAGAAAUGACACUUGUGAACGCGUGAACGUUAACACUGUAGUUGAUAGAUCUUAAGCUGCUAAUUGUUGAGAGAGAAUUAAAUUUAUGUUCUGUCUGGUUGCUGCUGACUCUCAGCAGCACUUUUACUGUACAUACAAAUUGAA